Umbelopsis ramanniana AG is the source of this 5896-nucleotide messenger RNA. RefSeq lists its product as uncharacterized. Lineage: Eukaryota; Fungi; Mucoromycota; Umbelopsidomycetes; Umbelopsidales; Umbelopsidaceae. The transcript is spliced from 8 exons. Gene Ontology annotation, cellular component: cytosol. The record is from RefSeq and is a predicted model, not a curated record. Bases 341 to 5782 code for a protein of 1813 amino acids.
GUCUAGGUCCAGUGCAGCUGAGCUAAGCUUUGGUCUUGGGUUUCCCAAUCCAACCCGCCAAAAGGCUUCGAGGCAGAAACAAGGGCCGGAUAAAAAAAAAAUUACGCUGCCUGAAAGGAUAACAAUUUCGGUGUCCAGCAAGUCUUAAUCAUUGUACAUUUGUCCAAUGCUAAAGUGUUCUUUGCAUUAAUAUUGAAAUUUCAUCUUCUAUUUUACAUGCUUAACACCUCCCCAUUCCUCUGAACCCUACGCAUUACUCUGUACACUUUUUCUUCACCACAACGUGCUACUAUCUCAAUCCACCCGUUGUACUGCCCACACUUGGUAUCCAUCGGCCAUUAUGGAGGAGAAUCUCGACGUGCUUCCGCAAUAUAUUCUAGAAAAGCUCAAAAGCCUGCAGUUGGAGCUCGAGGACGGUGAUAUCACGCAAAAAGGCUUUGACAAGAAACGGCAACAGAUCCUGUCUCCUUAUGCAGAGCUCAUGAAUCGCCCUCCUCAGACUGAAGAUGGCCAAUCCGUCGCUAACGAUAUGGAAGCAAACCAUAACCAACUAGCAAGGCCCGAGCAUAGCCCAGCCAAUCCUGCCAUCGACCGAGAUUUACGACCUUCGCAAUCUAUGAAUAAUAUGGCCACAGCAUCAAGUGUGAAUGACAUAAAGAAAAGCUUAUCCUCAGAUGGCAUGACAGGCGAUCCGCAACAGAUACACAGUCGUCCUCUGCCAGUUCCACCACUAGGAAGCGGCAAUGCCGCUGUGGGCCGAGGACGACCGCCACCAGAACUAUCCAUAAAUAUUCCUGGACGAGCACCCACAUUUGGCCGACCGCCACCUAACGCGUCUAUGAUGGGCAGACCACCACCGCCUUCCAAUCAGUUUUCUACAUUUCCUCCCAAUGUCAGACCGCCUAAUUAUAGACCCGGUCAACCCAACCCGCCUUAUGUCGCUCGUCCGCCUGGCAUGUAUGCCAACCUACCUGGACAGCCCAUGCCUUUGCGUCCAAUGGGUAGCAUAAACCAUCGACCUAUGCCCCCUCCGCAGGGUCCAGGCUACAACAAUUUUGCCCAACCUGGUCCCCAGCCACCUGGUAUGCGGCCAAGAAAUUGGAUGCCGCCAUCCGAUGGCCCAAGAAAACGACGAAGUAUAGAUAUGGUACAAGAGAGAAUGGAAGGUGCUGGGUUAGCCAAGUCAUCUACAAUACGCACAGUCGAUCCUAACAGUCAGCGUGGAGAUUGGGAUACACAAUCUGUAAGAUCAGUCAAUCGUACAAGCGUUGGUCAUAACCGUAGUCCUUCCAUGGUGUCCACCAUAUCCGCUGCUCAAUUCGCAUCGCCUACCACAGCACGUCCCACAGACAAUCGAUUCAGCCACAGAAGAUCAACCUCGGGUAGCAGUGGGCGGUAUUCUAGCAAUGGCAUGGUUCCUAACUUUCGAGCCUUGGAACCUCCACCCCAACCUCUCACCAAUCUCGGUCAUUUAUCUCCUCAUGUGCUGUUGCAACUUGCUGGUCACCAAAUGUUACCGCUGGAACCACGAGAGGUGCCUCCUGGUAUAUUGGAUGUCAAUGGUCACACCGAGAUGAGCUGCUUUAGCAGUAUUGCCGAAAUUUUACGACAUAGAGCUCUCAAUACUGGACGGACAGUAGCAUUCACGACCCUUGAUCCCAAGGGUAAGGAAGUAGCGUCGUUGACCUGGGAGAAAGUGAACGCUAGAGCAGAGAAGGUGGCCCAUGUGAUUCGCCAAAAAUCAGGUCUCAACCAUGGUGACCGCGCAGCUUUGAUUUAUCGUAAAUCAGAGAUCUUAGACUUCAUUGUAGCCUUGUUGGGAUGCUUUUUAGCCGGUGUUGUCGCUGUACCGAUUAAUGCAGCUGAGGAAAUGGCUGAACUCUCAUUCAUCCUCAGUUCCACCAAUGUUUACCUGGCUUUGACCACCGACUAUAACUUGCGAGCCUUUACUAAAGAUCUGCAAAGUCGCCAGCAGGAGUUCCCUCCCAACAUUGAGUGGUGGAAAACAAAUGAAUUUGGCUCAUGGUACCCAAAGAGUAAAGGCGGCAGUGACUAUCCAGAGAUCACACUACCCGAUCUUGCCUACAUUGAAUAUAGUAAGGCUCCCAAUGGCGAACUGAAGGGCGUUGCUAUUUCACAUCGUACCAUCAUGGCACAGUGCAUUGCUUACAAGGCCGCCAUAUCACCUUCCGAACCACAAGCCAAUGGCCGUCCAGCAUUUACUGGUCCUGACACCGUGGUCAGUUAUCUUGAACCUCGUCAACAGGUCGGGUUGAUCAUUGGAAUUCUCUGCUCUGUGUUUUCUGGAAACUCCACUGUUUUGGUCAGCUCCACUGUCAUGGACUCGGCGGCUAUCUGGAUCAAUAUCUUAUCCAGAUACCGUGCAACGAUUGCUACUGCCGAUUAUACUGCUCUUCAAGGUGUGACCCGACAAUUUAGUUUCAAUAGAGCAGAGGUGAUGAAUUACAACAAGAAGCAACCGGCAGAUUUAUCCUCUCUUCGACUUCUACUCAUCGAUACGUUGAUUGUCGACUCGGAAACCGAUGUUCAUAUUGCUGAAAAUCUUCUUCUACCUCUUGGUGUGGCUGAUCCACUUCAAGUGGUGUGCGCCAUGUCGUCACUUCCAGAACAUGGUGGAAUGAUUCUCAGUCUAAGAGAUUAUCUUGGCCCUGCUAAAUUAGAGGAAGUCGUUUCAAAUGACAAGCCAGACAAAGACGGUCAGAGUAUGUCUAUCCGAUGGAUCACAGCUGAAGGUUCAUCCAGGGAUUAUUGGGAGUGUUUAUUGGAUCGUGAAGCGCUCAAGGACAAUCGCAUCGUUGUCUUGGCAACAGGAGCUGAUGUUCAAGAGCAGCUACCUACCACUAAAGCUGUCUUGGCGACUGCAUUUGGUUUUGCCAUGCCUGAAGCAACCGUUGCUGUUGUCGACCCAGAAACCACAGCACUUUGUGCACCGGAAACCAUUGGAGAAAUAUGGGUUGACUCACCUUCAUUGUCAGGAGGGUUCUGGGCCUUGCCAAAACAUACCGAGGCGAUAUUCCACGCCCGUCCACUUCUCAUUCCGCCUGACACAUUGUACCCUGAACCCUAUGAUCAAGAAUUUUUACGAACGGGCCUUCUUGGCGCUACAGUUGGUGGACGUAUUGUUGUAUUUGGAUUGUACGAAGAUCGUGUGCGUCAGCAGAAACUUGGUGCGGAUAUCGGUAUUGACGAGGUUCACUUUUCUACGGAUCUGACCAAGACGGUGCUAAAGAGAGUCGCUGUCGAAAAUUGUGCUAUUUUUGAAGUCAUGGUCAAUGGAGAACAUUUACCUGUGGUCGUCUGUGAAUCCAACUUCCCCAAAGAAGACCUUGCUAGGUUAGCCGAUGGCGUCUCGGAUGUCUUGCUGGAAGAUCAUGGGUUGCGCAUCUUCACCAUCCUAGUGUGUCCUAUCAACUCUAUCCCUCGACACUUCAAGCAUGGUCGCAAGCACAUUCACACCAUGCAGUGCAAGAAGGCUUAUGAGAUGGGACGUCUGAACCCUGUUUAUGUCAAGAUUGAUGUUGAUCGCACUAUCUUUAGCGUUCCCAAGCGAGAAGAGAGUGUAGCUAGCGCUAGUGUCUGGCGGAGCAGUGUCGUUGCUUACGACGAAGCUAUACGAAGAGGCUUGAUUUACGGAGGUGGCUUGCCGCAACAUACUGGAAUGGAAUCUGUGCGUGAAGUCAUUGAUGAACGAACCGGAUUCGAUUUGUCGAAAUUUACCAAUAUCGUCGACAUUUUGCUCUGGAGAACAGCUGUCCACCCAGAGGAAACCGCCUAUAUUUCUUUGGAGAAUAAGGCCAAAGAGACGAAAGCUUAUACAUGGCGAAAAAUCAAUGGCAAAAUCGCUUCCACUACCUAUUACCUUACCAAGAAAGGAUUGCGCACACCUUCACGGGCUCUUAUUGUGAUUCCGUUCGGGAUUGAAUUCAUUCAAGCCAUCUAUGCCUGUUUGGUGCUUGGUGUUGUGCCCAUUCCUGUAGAGCCCAUGGAGCUGCAGCGCAUCAAGCAGGAUACUUCGGUUUUGUUGAACGUUGCCAUGGACCAUGGUGUAAGUCAUAUCUUGGUCAACUCCGUCACGGAUGAGUUGUUCAAGAACAAGCAAGUCUCUAUGCUUUGGCGACAGUUUUCUGGCCGAGGAACGAAAAUGCCUGAGCUGGUCAAUAUCUCAAAAAUGUCAAAGUAUGGAAAGCUCCUGGGUAAGGAGAGUGGCUACACCGUCAAACGGGAAUGGCUAUCUCCUGACUACGUUGCCAUGAUCACGGUCAGCCAUACUCCAGACAUGGUCCGACAAUCGGCUCGAUUCAACCAUCAGGUCAUUAUCGCUCAGUGUCAGACGCAAAAGAUCACUUGUCAGAUGCGAUCCCAGCGUGGUAUAGUUGCAAACUCCUUGUGCGGUUAUAGCGGACUGGGGCUUUUGAUGGCUGCUUUCUGUGGCGUGUAUGUCGGAUCACCUACGUUGCUGCUCAAUUCUACAGACUAUUUCCAAUCGUCCGUUGUGUUCUUCGAAUGGCUUCAACGUUUGAAAGUGAAAGAUACUGUAACAACGUAUCCAUUGCUUCAGUAUGCCAUGAACCACAUUACCACGGGCGAACAUAGAAAGUUUACACUUCAAAAUGUCCAAAACCUAAUGAUUUCUUCCGAAGGAAGACCCAAACCGCAUUUCUAUCAUCAAAUGCUCAAAUACUUCCAUGCUAAUCGACUGAGUAAGGAAACCAUCAACAAUGUGUACAGUAGUAGCAUGAACCCGAUGAUUACUACCCGGUCGUACAUGCUCAUGGAACCUAUAACACUAUUGAUUGAUUUGGUAUCGCUUCGUCGGGGUAUCGUACGUGUAUUACCGCCCGAAGAAGAGACUCUUGGCAUACUUUUGCACGACUCUGGCAUCGUUCCCAGUACCACCAUGAUCGCUAUCGUCAACCCAGAGACACGAAUCGUCUGCCCUGCCAACGUGGUUGGUGAAAUUUGGGUUGUUUCCACUGCCACUGUCAAAGGCUUUACCGAAGAGGAUCAAAAGACCCAUGAAGGCAAGUUCAGUGCUUCGAUUCAAGGAGGUGACCCACGUAUCUCUUAUGCGCGUACUGGGGAUCUCGGUUUCUUAUGGCCUGUCCAACGUCGGGUAGGAUCGUUAAACCCGAAUGUCGAAGAAGGACAAUGCUUGUUUGUGCUCGGAAAGCUUGAGGAAACCUUUGAAGUCAACGGCGCAAUGUACUUCCCUCAGGAUGUAGAGGCGUCCAUCGAGCGUUGCCAUCCUGCUAUUCCUCCUGGUGGGGCGAUCACCUUCCAAUCCGUUAAUGAAACUGUUACCAUUGUGGCUGUCAAGUCGGCUGAAGCUGCUCUCUCUGUGGUUCCUUCCAUUGUCAAUGCUGUGCUACAGGAGCACAUGUUCUUGAUAGACACCAUUGUUAUUGUCUCUCAAGGUAACUUACCGAAAACCCGAAUGGGCGACAAACAACGAGGAAGAGCCUUCGUGGCGUAUAUGGAGAAGAGCCUUGCAGCACUCCACGUUAGAAGAAUCACCAAUCAAAACUCUCCACUUGAGUUGCCAUCCCAUUCUGGCUCGGUCUACAACUUUGAUGACGCUGCUUCAUUCAUGUCCCGCCGUAGAUCUAUCAAGUCUGGCGUCUCAGGUCAUGAUCAGACUGCCAAGGACGAUGGAACUUCAGGCGAAGGCUAUGUAGCAAGUCCAACCCAGAGUCAAUUCGAGUUACCUCGUAUGGACAGUCCUGGUCCUCUUGAAUUUGACCAUGAUCUGGGCCAGGCGUGAAAGUCUGAAUUGAGGGUUCUACUAUAUUUUUCUUCUUAUAUCUUCAGACGAGUUUUGUAAUAUUUAGGCCAAUUGUUUUUUGGUUGUUUUUUUUUUUUGGGAUUUUUAUACAUA